Molecule: messenger RNA, 648 nt
Organism: Didymella exigua CBS 183.55
Lineage: Eukaryota; Fungi; Ascomycota; Dothideomycetes; Pleosporales; Didymellaceae
Exons: 1
Coding region: 54-383 (109 amino acids)
Source: RefSeq, a predicted model, not a curated record
CUCGCUACCUUCAACCAGCCGCAUCACCGAAACGGGUAGGCGCGUGGGUUCGGAUGUACCGAGUUUUCGGUUUUUGUUCCUGGGUCAAGCACGGGUUCCUCGAGGCGUGCCUCGAUUUAAAGCGAGCAGACUUCCGAAACAGCGCACCAGGCAUCAUUGAGAUGCGAAUGCUGCAAGGGUCAGCGGAACGGGAGUCGGAGAUCAUACAGGGAAUGGUAUGGUUUGCAACGAUGUGGAAUGCUGCGACACAUACAUCAUGCUGUGGUUCGGGGAGGCCUCGAUGUGCUGUCGCAAGCGAUUCGGCUCUCAGCAACGGCGGCUCACGCAAGGCGAUAGCACUCGAUGAUAGACCAAGUAUGCUGCCUGCAUAUUGGCUGUCUUAGCUGCGAAGCCGUCUUCAGGCCUACCGGCAGAGCUUAUGCAGGAACUCUUCGAAGGGCAUCCACUGGGAAAUGCGAUCAGCCAACUAUCAACGUGAUCUGAGGCGGACGAGAAGCCGCAACAAGCAACAGCAAAAGCUACUCGGGAAACCGCAACCCGCUUGAAGAGGUUUACACCGAUGUGGCAUGAUCGCUGUAUAGAUCUGAGAGCAAGGAGGCACCAUUGCAGAUUGAAGGAUUUGAGCGAGACCCAUUCGGCAUCUCUGCG